Molecule: messenger RNA, 1707 nt
Organism: Hypoxylon trugodes
Lineage: Eukaryota; Fungi; Ascomycota; Sordariomycetes; Xylariales; Hypoxylaceae
Exons: 1
Coding region: 332-1597 (421 amino acids)
Molecular function (GO): FAD binding
Source: RefSeq, a predicted model, not a curated record
UACUACGGCGCUGAUUGCUGAUGACUAAGUGUGAAUGCCUUCUAGAUUUAGUCAGAGGCUGGCUGUGAUUGGCCAAAAACUCGGGUCUUGGCCAACCGAGCAUCAAAUUAGCAUCGGGUCCGAAGUUAUACGCACCGUCGGGACCUGGAAUAUAGGCUUAUAUCUAUGAGCCAAUCAUUUGUUGGCCGUCUCGGGCCUCACGAUGCCGUUCACAUACCUGAGUGAGCAUACUCUCGUUAGGCGCGCCUUUAUAUAACCAACCCGCUUCCUUAUUAUUUGCGCCACAAAUCUACCAUUCUUGAUACCUUUCAUCGUACGAACAAUUUCAUAGAUGUCUAAGCCAAAGAUUCUUAUUGUGGGCGCAUCCAUCGCAGGUCCCACCGCCGCCUACUGGUUUGCUAAAGCCGGUGCGAAAGUUACAAUCAUUGAACGAUUUCCUCAUCUACGCACUAAUGGGCAGAAUGUCGACAUCCGCACCGCUGGUGUUACGGUAAUGCGGAAGAUGCCGGGGAUGGAAGCCGCCGUGCGAGCCAAAGCCGUUCCAAUGGAGGGAAUCAGCUUUGUCAAUUCUAAAGGUCGAACAUUUGGAGUUAUGAGACCAACUGGAAACCCAGACCAACAAGCACUCAUUUCUGAGUAUGAGAUUCAUCGCGGCGAUUUAGCGCAGAUUCUCUUCGACUUAACGAAAGAUAACAAAAGUAUUACCUACGUCUUUGGAGAGCAAAUUGCCUCGAUGCAACAACAUAAACAAGAUGAUGGCCCUAUCACCAUCGAAUUUGCGAAUGGUUAUCCAACUUCGGAGUUCGAUCUAGUCGUUGCUUGUGAUGGUGCAAAUUCAAGAACUCGAGCCAUGGGUCUUGGUUGUGGUGUUCGAGAUUAUGUUGAACCGGUGAACUGGUGGGUGGCUUACUAUUCGAUACACCAGGACCUCAUCAAUGGGAGUAAAUUGGGACAGUCAUACAGCGCGCCUGGGGGGCGUUUCUUCGGAAUCGGGCCCGAUUCACCAGGCACGAACCGAGUCGCCGCCAUGGCUAUCUACCCACCUGGUGAUCAUAGCUCCAUACUGCCGUUUCGCGAGGCUAUGGAACAAGGAGAUGAUGCGCUCAAGCAAUUCGUAGCUCGACAUUAUCAGGGGGCUGGUUGGAAAUGUGACGAAGCCAUCGAAUGCUUAAGCGACGCGCAAGACUUUUAUGCCAGCGAAGCUGUUCAGGUUAAACUUCCGAGUUUAUAUAAAGGCCGAUUUGUCUUGGUCGGCGACGCGGGGUACGCAUCAGGACCUACUGGAUCUGGUACCAGCCUUGCUAUCGCUGGCGCGUACAUAUUGGCUGGUGAAGCGGGCAAGCAUAAGGGCGACUUGGCGGCGGCACUUAGGAGCUACAACCAGCAAAUGCGACCAAUUCUCGAUGAUUUGCAGAAAAUUCCGCCAUUCAUUCGUCCCAUUCUAGCACCCCAGACAGCUUGGGGUCUAUGGCUGCGAAACACUAUUCUCGGCUUUGUCUUAUGGACUAGGAUUAUAAAUUUUGUUCAGAAAUUCAUCGCCGGAUCGUUCGCAAAUUCCGACCAGUACAAGCUCCCGGACUACGAGUGGGAGUCUUAAAGACUAAAAAUACUCGUAUUUAAUGGCGCCAUGGUUCGCGCAUGUAUAUAAGGAUGGGGUAUGAUGCACCAACCACUCACCCAUGUUAGGACAUUAUUAGACUCAUUUCU